This is a messenger RNA of Bemisia tabaci, 1650 nucleotides long. RefSeq lists its product as uncharacterized. NCBI's taxonomy places the organism in Eukaryota, Metazoa, Arthropoda, Insecta, Hemiptera, Aleyrodidae. The record is from RefSeq and is a predicted model, not a curated record.
GCUAUGACGAGAAGGCUUCGGACGAAUUUGACAUGCAUUAAAUGUUCGGAUGAUAAUGGUCUCUUCAGGGACUCAUCUCUCCGUCCUUUGCGGCGUUUUUGUGCUUUUGGUGGACCGGGGACAAUCUUUCCAACAGCCAAGCGGAUUUAAUCAGCAGACGCCCCGGCAACAGCCAAGCGGAUUCCCUCGGCAAACGCCCAAUACUGGAAAGGUCUAUAAGUGUGCGCUCCUAGCAACGCCUGGCGGGUCGAACGGGCAGGACGUGAUGGCGGGCGGGAAGGACAUCAUGCACGACGAGCCGUGCAAGGGCUUCGGGCCGCACACCCGCUCCCACCAGAACAGCGGCCGCCGAGAAGGAUGUCGGAAAGCGGCCUACGCGUUGGCACAACUCGGGGCCAGGACAGAAUGUGGAAUGAUCGUCCACGGGCAGUGCAUCCAGGCACCCGAUGGGAGCGACGCCGCUUGCUACGUCCUCGGAAAGAAGAGUGACGGCACCUUCAUCUUGAAGCUCCUCAAGGACUGCGCCGACCCCAACCCCAACCCCCAGCCCCCGAACCAGUCCACAUCCAGCACUGGCGCCACUGGUGAUGAAUGAGCCAGGUGGACCUCAACUUCCACGAGCUCCGCAAUUUGACGUAUUUCUAUCAAACAGAACUAUGUGCAGGUGAGAAAUAUGGGGUGUGCUCUAGGAAGCUGCAUAAGAAACAAUGUAAAAGUGCGCGUGAUUCCUUUUGAAUAAUUGGGAAAGUGGGAUUUUAAAUUCAGCGAACAGAACUGUAUGCCAACUGAAUGCGGGACUCAUGAGCCGCGGGCAUGGCACGAGAACGAUGUGAACAGGGCUCAUGAGUUAAAGCGCCCCAACGACGAUCACCCCCUCGCGCCACAGCUCGAUCAUUGCCGCUGACGUCACUGGCGCUUUAUUAUUCUCAUUCACUCUCACGGCCAGAGAAUUAACGAGCACACCCCAUAUUUCUCACCUGCACAUAAAUCUGUUUGAUAGAAAUACGUCCAAUUUAGAAUGCUUUCAUAGGUAAAGUAAGGUCACUGUACAAGCUGAUUAUUGAAAUUGAUAGGCAAAGUGAAGAUUUAGGCGAGGAAGAGACAUGGAAAUUGGAGCGAUCCUAUUGGUUGAAGUGAAUGCCUAUUGCAUUUUCCUCCUUAGCCUUUAAAGGCUAGGGGGAAAACUGAUGGACUGCAUACAGGGUGUCUUGUGGGUUGCAUCAGCUAAGCUAUUAUUCACCUCUUUUGCCCAUUGCAAGCACCCAAUUCCAUCAAAAAGACCGCUCCAUUUUCCUUUGUCGUCUUAUUUGUCGAUCAAUUUCAAUUGUCAGUCCGAUGGGGAUCCACUUUUGACUGACUCAGUUAUCAUAUGCUUCAUGGAGUUGCGAAGAUAAAAAAAGUGGUGGACAUUGCAUGCACAUUGCAUAUGAUUCAAACGUGCAGAACAUUUUUUAAUACACCCUAGUGUUGAAAAUCGUGAGCUGGGUAGGCGGUUUUCUGGAGGGAAGAAGGGCGGUAUGAACUUUUCCUACAAUUUCAUGAGUCAAUAAAGAAUCCACUUAUACAUGUUUAUGUUUGAAGUGUAAAUGAAAGAGGGUUAGGGCAUGAUAUGGAACAAAACAUAAAUACAUUUUGAGAAUAGCAGGAAAA